ACUGCACCCGAUUGCAGUUGAUAAUGGUUCUUUUCAUAAACCUCGAACAAUCAAGUUCGGCAUACGUGCCACGCUUAGUAUUAAUUCAAGGCUUAGCCGAUGAGGAUACUAUCUGCGAAAUAAACACAAAUUCGUACAAUGAAGUUUGAAGCUCUACUGAUUCUAGUGCCACUGUUUAUCUUCGCACUGGCCCAGGAAACUCCACUACCUGAUACGGCGGGCUGCAUUGCGUCUGAAUGCAUUACUCAUCCUCAGAUAAAGACUCUUUGGUGCCACAUAGAGCCACAGUUCUACUGUCAGUGUGUUCCACUUGAAUCGCGUGUUUGGGUGGAGAUGGUACGACCGUGUGCCCCUGGAACGUAUUUCAGUUUCCCCCAUCAAGACUGCGUCAAUCCGGAAAUGCGUGAUCCUGAUGCUUGUUAUCCGGAUGGGAGCGGAAACGGAAGUGGAGACGAUUCGUUUAUCCUAUGUGACGAACCACCGUGUCGUGUAGAAAAGGACGUCCUGGUGGGGAUCGAUGCUCCUGAAAUAAUCGACGAUCAACAGUUGGAAGAUGACGCAAUGGAAUUUUUGUUUCCCAGAAGGCGCAUGUGAAAUUUUUGUUGGGCUUAAUAUCAAGCUUAAUAAAAAAAUUGAUGUGAAACUACGUCUUUGUUUUCGAUGUAGUGCAAAAUUCUUCAAAAAUGAAAAAAAUACGAAAGACGGUUAGGUUUUGAUCGCUUAUAACACGGUGUUAUAAAAAA
This is a messenger RNA of Topomyia yanbarensis, 743 nucleotides long. RefSeq lists its product as uncharacterized. The coding region runs from base 139 to 594 and encodes 151 amino acids. The record is from RefSeq and is a predicted model, not a curated record. Lineage: Eukaryota; Metazoa; Arthropoda; Insecta; Diptera; Culicidae. The transcript has 2 exons.